This is a messenger RNA of Cyprinus carpio (common carp), 3519 nucleotides long. Its product is annotated as putative protocadherin beta-18. The coding region runs from base 166 to 2595 and encodes 809 amino acids. The record is from RefSeq and is a predicted model, not a curated record. The transcript has a single exon. Gene Ontology annotation, molecular function: calcium ion binding. Gene Ontology annotation, cellular component: plasma membrane. Gene Ontology annotation, biological process: homophilic cell-cell adhesion. NCBI's taxonomy places the organism in Eukaryota, Metazoa, Chordata, Actinopteri, Cypriniformes, Cyprinidae.
UCUGUGCUGGGAAUUUGUUCAUCGGUCCACCCAUUUGCUUUGCAUUCUAUUUUCUGAUCACACUUCUUAUGUUCAUACCACUGCUGUUUGUGUCUGAGGACAAUAUCUAUCUUAGUAAUAGGCCUAUGAAAUUGUCUUUAAGAAUCUUCUUCACGUUUACUUAGAAUGGAAUACACCGCAGCAUAUGCGUCGCGGCUAUCGAUGUGGAAAGCCUUUGUCCUUUAUUCGUUCGCCGUUUCAUUAUGCUUAGGAGAUGUUCGUUAUUCCUUUCCAGAAGAAAUGAAGCGAGGGUCAGUGGUCGGCAAAAUUGCGCAGGAUUUAGUUGUCGAUAGGAAUACAUUUUCAUCACGGGAGCCAAGGAUUGAGUUUGAUGGAAAAAGACGCUACUGUGAAAUCAACGCGCAAAAUGGGGAAUUGGUUAUAAAUGAAAGGAUUGACCGAGAAGAGCUCUGCGGACAAAAACCUUUGUGCACAUUAUAUUUUGAUUUCUUCAUGGAAAACCCCCUUGAACUACACCGUGUAACUCUGGAGAUUCAAGACAUAAACGACAACAACCCGGCCUUCCCCCACAGUGAAGUAAAAUUAGAUAUCCCAGAGUCCGCAGAUAAAGGGUCUAGGUUUUCCAUAGACGAGGCUGCGGACCCGGACAGCGGAAUAAAUUCAGUACAAGGUUACAGACUCUCAAAUAACCCGCAUUUCAGUUUAGCUGUACAGACUAGUGCUGAAACUGGGAAAUAUGCAGAAAUAGUGUUGGAGCAUGAACUGGACCGUGAAAAACAAGACAAGCAUUCUCUUAUUUUGACAGCUUAUGACGGGGGCAAUCCUCAGAAAUCAGGCACUGUAGUUGUACAAAUCCGCGUUUUGGACAUUAAUGACAAUAAACCAGUUUUUUCUCAGCCAGUCUAUAAGGUGAGUGUCCCUGAAAACCUUCUGGUAGACUCAGUUGUGGUUACUGUGAGUGCCAGUGAUGCUGAUGAGGGAGCAAACGGAGAUGUUACUUAUGAAUUUAGUCAUAUGCCAGUGAAUGCAAAGUCUAUUUUUUCAAUAGACCCAGCAUCUGGUGAAGUAACAAUUAAAGGGCCAUUAGACUUUGAAGACAAUCCUUCGUUUGAGAUUCGGGUUAAAGCAAAAGACGGAGCUGGUCUAGCAGCCACUUCUAAAGUAGUGGUAGACAUCAAUGAUGUCAAUGAUAAUGCUCCCUUUAUAAUGAUUAAAUCUCUUAAAACGCCGCUUAUGGAGGAUGCGUCUGUGGGUACAGAAGUUGCCGUUAUAUACGUGCAAGACAAAGAUACAGAAUCUAAUGGAAAGAUUAAAUGUUUUAUUCAGCAUAACGAUCGCUUUAAACUAACACCAUCAAUUAAGAACCACUUUGCAUUGGUAACAGCGGAAGCGUUGGACCGAGAGAGAGAAUCUGAAUAUAAUAUCACGAUUACAGCUACUGAUGAGGGUUCCCCGCCCUUAACGUCAUCUAAAACUAUUAAAUUAUUUGUCGGAGACGUGAAUGACAAUCCUCCUGUAUUUGAGCAGCAGUCCUACAGCGCUUAUAUAAGUGAAAAUAACAAACCAGGCACUUCUGUUUGUUCUGUCAGUGCAAAUGACCCAGACUGGAGACAGAACGGGACUGUACUGUACUCUCUGGUUCCCAGUGAAGUCAAUGGGGUCCAAGUGUCCUCAUUUCUAUCUAUCAAUGGAGAUACAGGGGUGAUUCAUGCUGUAAAAUCAUUUGACUAUGAGCAGUUCAAAAACUUCAAUGUCAAAGUUGUUGCCAGAGACAAUGGAUCUCCACCGCUCAGCAGUAACGUGACUGUGAAAGUCUUCAUAACAGAUGAGAAUGAUAACUCUCCACAGAUAUUAUACCCUGUUCUUGAUGGAAAGUCUUUAAUGACUGAAAUGGUCCCUAAAGCGACUCUCUCAGGCUCUCUGGUGUCCAAGGUAAUCGCUGUAGAUGCUGACUCUGGACAGAAUGCAUGGCUGUCCUAUCAGAUUGUCAAAUCUACUGAUCCUGGACUUUUCUCCAUUGGUCUCCACAGUGGAGAGAUCAAAACACAACGAGACAUUUCUGAAUCUGACAAUAUGAAGCAGAACCUUGUUAUUUCAGUGAAGGACAGCGGUCAGCCAUCUCUGUCAACAACCUGUGCUGUAAAUUUACUAAUUUCUGAAAACCUUUCUGAAGUUCCUGAACUUAAAGAUAUGACUUAUGAGGACAGCAACUCUAAACUGACGUCAUAUUUGAUCAUUGCAUUAGUUUGCGUGUCCACCUUCUUCCUGACGUUCAUCAUACUGAUCGUGGCAGUGAAGUUUUGUCACAGGAGAAAGCCCAGACUGUUGUUUGAUGGAGCAGUUGCUGUUCCCAGCGCCUAUCUCCCUCCCAACUAUGCGGAGGUGGAUGGAGCAGGAACUCUCCGCAGCUCUUACAAUUAUGACGCGUAUCUAACCACAGGCUCGCGCACAAGUGACUUUAAGUUUGUGAGCUCUUAUAAUGAAAACACGCUUCCUGCUUGUGGGACUCUGAGAAAGGAGCACAAUAUUCAAUUUGGAACCAACAUGAUAACACUUGAUGUUACACAAAAUGAAGAUGAGGUAAGAGAGGCUUAACUUUGAAUAUUUUUUACAGCUGUUUGCGUUGAUUAUGUAUUUUGAAUAGCAUUUCCAUUGCAGCUACUUUAGGCGGUUCUUGUUUAAACAUUCUUGGGGAGCAUAAUUCAUGAGAACCUCACACUUUAUAAUUGUGUAUUAUAUUUCUAUCAUCCCUCUAGUAUUUUUAUUGUUAUUUAUUUUUAUCUUUUUAUUUUGUUAUUUUUUUGCUCAGAACAAGUCUAGUGAACCAGAUUACUGGUUCAUCAAAUUUUGAUCUCAUGAAUGUGUAUACUGUCUGCACCUAUUUAGACUUUUUGGUCGUGUGAUGGACGAGAAUGUUGCCUUCAUCAAAUAUGACAAUACAAUGGUCUACUUUUGAGGCAUUUAUUUAUCUUAAUUUUUCCUUAUUGCAUUUUGUUUAUGACCACUGCAGGCCCAAUUUUUAUUUAUUUAUUUAUUUAUUAAGAAACGUAUUGAAUAAUAUAACAUUUAUUAGUAAAAAUGUGUAUUUGAGCUUUGCACGAAUUAACAGCUUCAUGGCAUUUUGAUACAAGAUUUUUGAUUAUUUAUUUUUUUUUUUCACUCUGAGGUCGAUAGUAAAAUGUAUAAAAUUUAAAACCUACUAAAGAACUAAGUUUAUUUGAACUGGUGAAAAAAAAAACAUUUAUUACUACAACGGAUUUACUUAUUUAUUUAAUAUAAACUCAGUGUUGCAUCACUUUUUUUCUCAUACAGUUUGUCUUUGAGUUUAGCUAUUAAUUUUUAGCACCACAAACAUGGACACCGUCAGCAUUGACUGUUGUAUAUUUUCUCAGAAGACGUGACCGCUGAUACUUUUUUCCCUGUAUAAUUUUUUUUAAAGUAAAUAAAUAUUGCAAAAUAGCACCCUUUGGGAAACAACAACAACAAAACACAACGGACUUAUUCUGGUCCAUACCCGUC